Messenger RNA from Aspergillus bombycis, 708 nucleotides. RefSeq lists its product as uncharacterized. The coding region runs from base 1 to 708 and encodes 235 amino acids. Lineage: Eukaryota; Fungi; Ascomycota; Eurotiomycetes; Eurotiales; Aspergillaceae. The record is from RefSeq and is a predicted model, not a curated record. The transcript is spliced from 4 exons.
AUGGCUUCCAACUCGUCCUUCAAGCUUCUGAUCUUCCUCACCGUCUUGGUCCUCGCGGCCAUGGUUCCCGCCUUGGAUGUCACGGAGAAUCUUGGCAAUGUCUACGAUGAUGACCACUUGCUGGGCAUUCCUACCUCGCGCUCGCUAGUUGAUGAACCUCGCGCUUUGGUCCCCCGCGCUGGUUUCGUAACUGUUACUGUUACAGACACAGUGUGUGCUCCUCCGCCCGUGGCUACCACUUCUCAAAGCACGGGUACCGCUCCUGGAGCCCCGGGUGCACCCCCAGCCCCUACUGUGACCACCCUCUCUGAGACUACCGUGGUGACUGGUUCUGCUCCUACCGACACUGGUCCUACCGGCACUGGUCCUACCGGCACUGGUCCUACCGGCACUGGUCCUACCGGCACUGGUCCUACCGGCGCUGGUUCCACUGUCAUCACCGCGACUGGAACCGUUUCCACAUCAGUUUCCACUAAGUCUUCUAGCGGGUCCAGUACUGCUCACCCAACUAGCUCCCAGUAUACAGGGCAAGCAGGUACUACCGCCACUGCCAGUGGUAGUCAAACUUCUACCGUUGCCCCGACUUCGAAUGAAGCGGUUGUGCAGGGGAGAAUAAGCAACGUUUUGCUGGUCCUGGUAACGACUUUCAUUGGCUUCCUGAUGACCGGAGCGUCCAUUGGCAUUGCGGCACCGGGUGCCUACCCAUGA